Morus notabilis is the source of this 4770-nucleotide messenger RNA. RefSeq names its product pleiotropic drug resistance protein 1. Gene Ontology annotation, cellular component: membrane. Gene Ontology annotation, molecular function: ATP binding; ATP hydrolysis activity; ABC-type transporter activity. The transcript has 22 exons. The record is from RefSeq and is a predicted model, not a curated record. The coding region runs from base 303 to 4574 and encodes 1423 amino acids. Lineage: Eukaryota; Viridiplantae; Streptophyta; Magnoliopsida; Rosales; Moraceae.
AUUUCCGCCAAAACCAUAAGGACUCAUGUGGCCUAUUUCUCUGCAGUACUUCUAGAAGGCCAUUUUCUUUCCAUAUAAAUAUACAAGCCUUUCAGAACGACUUCCAAAUUCCAAUAUUCAAGAAUACAUUUUCCGACCAGAAAAGAAAGACAGAGAAGGAAAAAAAAAAAAAGAAAAACACAUCUGGGUUCUCUUCUUUUGUGAUUGCAACUUAUAUAACUCAACAUUGAAUAGAUUAGCUAUACACAAACUUGAAAGCAUUGAAAGUCGUUGAAGGAAAACGUUUUUCUGGGUUUUUCGAAAUGGAUCGCGGCGAAAUCUUUAAGGCCGGCAGUUUCAGAAGCCAAAGUUCUACAUUAUGGAGGAACAAUACUACUGAGAUUUUCUCAAAGUCUUCACGGGAUGAGGACGAUGAAGAAGCUCUGAAAUGGGCUGCGUUGGAAAAGCUUCCAACUUAUGCUCGUUUAAGGAAAGGCAUACUCACGACAUCUCAGGGCCGUCCGAGUGAAAUCGAUGUCGACAACCUCGGACUUAAGGAGAGGAGGGACUUGAUUGAGAGGUUGGUCAAAACAGCUGAGGAGGACAACGAGAAAUUCUUGUUGAAGCUCAGAAAUCGUAUUGAAAGAGUCGGAGUUGAGCUUCCGACGAUCGAAGUGCGAUAUGAGCAUCUUAAAAUAGAGGCAGAUGCUUAUGUAGGAAGCAGAGCUUUGCCUUCCUUUGUUAACUUCCUAAAUAGCAUAGUCGAGAUUUUCUUCGGCUUUCUGCCAAUUUUCAAAAGUAAAAAGCGACAACUGACCAUCCUCGAUGAUGUUAAUGGAAUCAUAAAGCCCGGAAGAUUGACACUGCUUUUGGGUCCUCCGAGUUCCGGCAAGACCACACUCUUGUUGGCUUUGGCUGGAAAGCUCGACUCAGAGUUGAGGUUUUCUGGGAGAGUGACUUACAAUGGGCAUGGCAUGAACGAGUUUGUGCCGAGGAGAACUGCUGCCUACAUCAGUCAAUAUGAUGUUCAUAUUGGAGAAAUGACUGUGAGGGAAACUUUGGCUUUCUCUGCCAGAUGCCAAGGAGUCGGGUCGCGUUAUGACAUGCUUGCAGAAUUGUCUAGAAGAGAGAAAGAAGCUAAUAUCAAACCCGAUCCAGAUAUCGAUGUCUACAUGAAGGCUGUCGCAACAGAAGGCCAAGAGACAAAUGUGGUGACAGAUUAUGUCUUGAAGAUUUUGGGACUGGAUAUUUGUGCGGACACUGUGGUGGGAGAUGAAAUGUUGAGGGGUAUCUCUGGAGGACAAAGAAAGCGUGUCACAACUGGUGAGAUGCUUGUCGGCCCAGCUGGAGUGUUGUUAAUGGAUGAAAUUUCAACUGGUUUGGACAGUUCCACAACUUACCAAAUCGUUAACUGCCUCAAGCAAUAUGUCCAUAUCUUUAGGGGAACCAAUGUCAUCUCCUUACUUCAGCCAGCACCAGAGACUUACGACCUUUUCGACGAUAUCAUUCUUCUAUCCGAUGGCCAAAUAGUAUAUCAAGGUCCCCGUGAAUACGUGCUUGAUUUUUUCGAAUCUAUGGGUUUUAAAUGUCCUGAGAGGAAAGGUGUAGCUGACUUUCUUCAAGAAGUCACAUCAAAGAAAGAUCAGGCCCAAUAUUGGGCACGAAAAGAGGAACCUUACAGGUUUAUCACUGUCAAAGAAUUUGCUGAGGCAUUCCAAUCGUUUCACGUGGGACAGAAACUAGGAGAUGAGCUUUCGACCGGAUUCGACAAGAGCAAGAGUCACCCGGCUGCUUUGACGACCAAAGAAUAUGGUGUGAAAACGAAGGAGCUCAUCAAAGCUUCAUUUUCAAGAGAAUGGUUGCUUAUGAACAGAAACUCCUUUGUCUACAUGUUCAAGAUUGUCCAACUUUGUAUAAUGGCCCUGGUUUCUGCCACACUUUUCCUAAGAACCGAAAUGCAUCGUAGAAACAUUGAUGAUGGUAAUAUUUACGUCGGCUCUUUGUUCUUUACUGUGAUCAUGAUCAUGUUCAAUGGAAUGUCGGAGCUCUCUAUGACGAUUGCCAAGCUUCCCGUGUUCUACAAGCAAAGGGACCUACACUUUUACCCUGCUUGGGCUUAUGGUCUUCCAUCAUGGAUUCUCAAGAUCCCUAUCUCAGUCCUAGAAGUCGUAGUUUGGGUGGCCAUUACAUACUAUACUACAGGAUUGGACCCAAGUGUUGCAAGGUUGUUCAAACAAUUGCUUGUGCUCUUUUUUAUUAACCAAAUGGCCUCCGGUUUGUUCCGGGCUAUAGCAGCUACUGCUAGAAACAAUAUUAUAGCCAACACGUUCGGAUCAUUUGUGCUGCUCUUGCUCUUUACAUUGGGUGGUUUUGUUCUGUCUAGAGAGGAUAUCAAGGAUUGGUGGAUUUGGGGUUACUGGUGUUCGCCUCUGAUGUACGGUCAGACUGCGGUUCUAGUCAAUGAGUUCCUCGGCAAGAAAUGGAGACAUCGUGUAGCAGGCUCAACAGAGCCUCUAGGAAUUGAAGUUUUGAAAGGCCGAGGAUUCUUUUAUGAGUCGAAAUGGUAUUGGAUUGGCACGGGGGCGUUGAUUGGGUUCAUCUUAGUUUUAAACCUCUUGUAUACUCUGGCUCUCACUUGGCUCAACGCAUUUGAUAAGGUGCGAGCUGUAGCUAAAACUGAAGAUCCUCAGAGCGAUGGAGCCGUUGAGUUGCAAGAUAGUUCAAGCCACCAAGGCCAGGCAGGUGAAAGUGAGAACAGGAAAAAGGGAAUGAUUCUUCCAUUUGAACCGCAUUCCAUUGUCUUCGAUAAUGUCGUAUACGCAGUGGACAUGCCACCGGAAAUGAGAAGUCAAGGAAUUGAGGAGGAUAGAUUGGUUCUUUUGAAGGGUGUGAGUGGUAGCUUCAGGCCUGGUGUUUUGACAGCACUUAUGGGAGUUAGUGGUGCUGGUAAAACCACUUUGAUGGAUGUUCUUGCUGGUAGGAAAACCGGCGGAUACAUUGAUGGAGACAUUAGAAUUUCUGGUUACCCUAAGAAUCAAGAAACAUUUGCACGAAUUUCUGGAUAUUGUGAGCAGAAUGACAUCCACUCCCCGCAUGUUACUGUUUAUGAGUCGUUGCUUUACUCUGCUUGGCUUCGUUUACCGGCUGAAGUUGAUUCUGAAACCAGAAAGAUGUUCAUUGAGGAAGUGAUGGAAUUGGUGGAACUUGCUCCAUUGAGGCAAGCGUUGGUGGGAUUGCCCGGAGUCAACGGUCUCUCAACCGAGCAGCGUAAAAGGUUGACUAUUGCAGUUGAGCUAGUGGCAAACCCUUCAAUUAUAUUCAUGGACGAGCCAACAUCAGGAUUAGAUGCUAGAGCUGCGGCCAUUGUCAUGAGAACGGUUAGGAACACGGUGGACACUGGGAGAACCGUUGUGUGCACCAUUCAUCAGCCUAGCAUUGACAUUUUUGAAGCUUUUGAUGAGCUAUUCCUUAUGAAGAGAGGAGGACAAGAAAUAUAUGUGGGUCCAUUAGGCCGCCAUUCUUGCCAUCUAAUAAACUAUUUUGAGUCAAUUGAAGGUGUCGCUAAAAUUAAAGACGGUUACAACCCUGCGACUUGGAUGUUGGAAGUCACUGGUCCUGCGCAAGAAAUGUCUUUGGGGGUUGAUUUUACAGAUCUGUACCAGAAUUCAGAUCUAUACAGGAGAAACAAAGAUCUUAUUAAGGAAUUGAGCACCCCGGCACCUGGUUCGAAGGACCUCUAUUUCCCUACUCAAUUCUCACGAUCAUUCCUCACCCAGUGCAUGGCUUGCUUCUGGAAACAACGCUGGUCUUACUGGCGGAACCCGCCUUACACCGCCGUGAGAUUUUUGUUCACUACAGGCAUAGCACUCAUGUUUGGCACUAUGUUCUGGGACAUGGGAUCUAAAACGUCGAAGCAACAAAAUCUGAGCAACGCAAUGGGGUCUAUGUAUGCCGCGGUCUUCUUCAUCGGAGUCCAAAAUGCUAUGUCUGUGCAACCAGUUGUUUCCGUAGAGAGAGCAGUCUUCUAUAGAGAAAAAGCAGCCGGCAUGUAUGCAGCUUUUCCGUACACAUUCGGACAGACGGCGGUUGAGCUUCCAUACCUUGUAUGUCAGGCCGUAGUUUAUUGCCUCAUAGUGUACGCGAUGAUAGGUUUCGAAUGGACUGUCGCAAAGUUCUUCUGGUACCUCUUCUUCACCUUCUUCGCCUUGAUGUACUUCACAUACUACGGCAUGAUGACUGUGGCCCUCACGCCGAACGUCAGCAUUGCUCAAAUUGUGUCUGCCGCCUUCUAUGGCUUAUGGAACCUCUUCUCCGGAUUCGUUAUUCCUCGCCCGAGGAUGCCGGGGUGGUGGGUGUGGUACUACUGGGCAUGUCCCGUCGCGUGGACUUUGUACGGACUUGUGGUGUCGCAGUACGGUGACAUCAGCACCCCCGUAGCUGAGACUGGCGAGUCGGUGAAGAAUUAUGUGGACCGUUAUUACGGAUUUGAUCACGAUUUCCUGGGAGUGGUUGCUGUCGUCUGCGUUGUGUUCGCUCUGGCUUUUGCCGUCAUCUUUGCCUUUGCUAUUAAGGUCUUAAACUUCCAAAGGCGAUAGAGACUUAUUUUACCUUUAAUGCUUGCUUAAUUUAACUUCUUCUGUAUAUUUACAACCAAAUUUUUGGUUAGUUUUCGACGUUUCAAGCUCCUGCAAUUGGAAGCAAUGUAUCGUGUAUUAUUUUAUUUUAUUUUAUUUUUUGAGAUUCUAUACGUAUGUUUAAACUUUUGCGAAUAAAGUGUGUAUUUCUCUUGUA